UUUCUAUUAUGAUUUUGGCAACAAGUCAAAAGCAGAAGUAAUAAGUUUCUUCUUUGUAGUAAUGGAUACUAGUUUGUUUAUGUUUGUCUGCAAUGUUUACAAGUGUCCUACUGUUACUGCUCUUAUUUCUAAAUCUCAUAUCAGAAGGUCGAAAUCAUGUUGGGCAGCCUUGUAAUAAAAUAUUUAGAAUAUGCCUAGCUAGCAAUUCCUAUUGUGAUGAAGAAAAUAUCUGCAGAUGUAAACCAGAUUUUCCUGUGAAUAUAUCUGUGCAUUCAUGUAAAAAAGGUAAACAAUAUAGUGAGAAAUGUGAUUAUUCAGAAGAAUGUUCAUAUUAUGACCGUAAUUCCUAUUGUUCACAAUUGCCAUAUCGAAGCACAUGUGAAUGCCAUGCAGGGUUUAUAUAUAAUGAAGGCGACAAGGCAUGUGAGAAAAUUGGUGGAGAGCCUCCAAAGCCAACAAAUAGAGUUUUUCCUACAGUAAUAGGGGUUACUUUUGCCUUUGCUAGUAUAUUUUGUUUCUGCUUAGUUAUUUGGCAAGUUUGUAAAAGGCAAAAUUUAUACCCUGGUAUAUUUGGUAGAAGUAAUGUGACAUCACGUUCUCAGUAUCUACCUACAAGUAGGGAUAGUCAAAGACCACUGCCAAGUGCACCUCAUUUGGACGAAGCUUUGCCUAAUUAUGAUACGGUUUUAAAAAAUUCUGAAGAUCAUGAUCCACCACCAUCAUAUGAUGAAGUUAUUUCCCAGGAACAAACAACAAAAACUUGACCCGAUUGGAAUAUUUAUCAAGGAAAUUUUCGAGUGCCACAUUCAAACCAAUUUUUGAUAAAAUAUAUACAUAUUUUUUACAGCAGUUUUUUCUCUGUCAAUUUGUAAUUACUUUAAUGAAAAAUUAAGUCAUCUUUUUCAAGUAUAAUGUGAUAUGAUGGUUAAAGUUUCGUUACAGAUAUUUUUUUUAAAAAAAAGAAAAAAGCAUUUAAUCAUGU
Molecule: messenger RNA, 982 nt
Organism: Parasteatoda tepidariorum (common house spider)
Lineage: Eukaryota; Metazoa; Arthropoda; Arachnida; Araneae; Theridiidae
Source: RefSeq, a predicted model, not a curated record